AUGGAUCAAAGUAAAGAAAAUAAAUCAUAGAAUUCAUAAAAAAAUUAGUCUCACAAAAGCUUUAGCAGCGUCGAUGGGACUCCUUUAGGAAGAAUCAAAAAAGUAUCUUUUGAUGACUCUGCAUUAACAAGAUCAAAAAAUGAUACCACUGUAGAUUCUAGUUCUUGCACAUCACCAUAUAUUGAAUUGAAUUUGAAGCGUAUUAGCUAAAUGCAGUAUUUUGAAAAAGAAUUCUCUUUCGAAAAGUUUACUAGUGGCGAUAUUAGGUAAAUAUCUCUUACUGUUUUAGGUACUGAAAGUAAACUUUUCAAGUAUAAAACUUAUAAAAUUGAAGUUAAAUCUCCAUUUUUUCCAGAUAUUCACUGUUUUAGAAGAUAUAAUGAAUUUCAUGCAUUAUAUAAAGUGCUCAAGCUUAAGUAUUAGAAUAUACAAUUACCAAGCUUCCCUUCAAAGUAUACUGUAAUUAAUAGAACUGAAAAGAGGAGAGUUGCUUUUCAUCGCAUUUUGAAUGGAAUUUUAGAAAUAGCGUAGCAACAUUAAGGGCAGAUAUAAAAAAAUAUUCUUUAGCUAUUAUAUGUAUUUUUGACAAAGGAUUUAAGCGGAAAGUAGACAAAUAAAAUUGAGAUUAGCCCAAAUUAACAUGCAGGAUCGUUUGAUGAUAUGUCUGAAUUUUCAAUGAAGCAAAUUAUUGAAGAGUAUGGAGAUGAAGUAUGUGGAGACAUUUAAAGUAUUAAUAGUGAGGAUAGUCCUCAAUAAAAUUAAAAUUCUAAAUUCUUCGAUGAGAGAGAAGAAAAAGACCAAAUUGAUGAAGACUUAAGUGAGUUUAACUUGUCAAAAAGUAUUUAAAAUUCAAGUUAAUAGAGUUAAAUUUAGCAAUAAGUAAGCUUAGACUCUUCUUCUAUAGAAAAAUCUGCUUCUUAGUAAAAUAAAAAACUAUCUAUUACCCAACAAAUGUCUUUGCCAGAUAGUUAUAUGUAAGAUCCUCUUAAUUUAUCAUUUGGAACAGGAAUAAGGGACAGAUCUACUGCUUAGUAACCUAAAAAAUUAUCUUUACCACCAGAUAUUGCUAUACUAAAAUCUGGUUCUAUGGCAACUCUUAUUAGCCACAGAAAUUAGUCUGAUGAAAAAAAUAAAAGCAAAUCGGAAAUAAGGACUUUAGAUAAAGCUAGUUAAAUGGUCAUAAUUGAGAAAUUUAACAAUAUAAAAGAAGAAAAAGACUACUGUGGAUACGUGUAAGUGAGUCUCUAGAAUGACACCAAGAAAGUACUCUAUGGAAGAAUAGUUUAAAAUACACUUUAGUUAUUUCAUUAAAUAUUUGAUAAUCAUUUUGCUUGCUUGAUUAGCAUUUAUGAAGCUAAUAUAUAAUUCCAUCCUAAAAAUAGCCAUAUUAUUGAGAUUUUUCAUGGAUAUGACUCAAAAAAAAUAUAAAUUUGCCUAUAAAACGACAAGUUCGAAGAAUACUAUCUGGAUAAAGAAGACAAAGUCAAAGAUAUUAACGAUUUCCUAUCUGAUUUCUUAAAAAUGAAAGAUUAGAAUUCUUUCCUUGACGAUGAAAAUAAUAGAGGAAAUAUAGAAAAAUAUUUUCCACCUUCUGAUCUUCAAAAAUGGCUAGUUUAACUCAAAAUUGCAUCAUAAAAAAAAUAAGAUAUUAAUCUAAAUGACUUUGUGUUUGAACCUAUUGGAAAGGUUUACUUAACUAUACAUGAAGUUAUUAACUUUAAAUAUAUUCCUCCUAAUUCUACUGUUUUUAUAAGAAUCAAAUCGAGUCCUUUUAUAUUCUAAACAAAAGAAAACAUCUCUGAUUCUCCUAAAUGGAAAUAAGACUUUAUUUUUCCUUUUAGUAAUUCAUACGGUCUAAUCACACUAGAAGUAAUUUCUGUGAUCAACAAAGGAUGGAUUAAAGAGAAUUUUAUUGAAAAAAUAUUAGCCUCUGUUUCUAUCUAAAUAGCAGAUAUUCUUGGCCAUAAUCAAGACACUGUUUUUAAAAAAAUAAAUCUACCUUUAGAUAAUACUGAAUAAAGAGUAAAGUAACUUGUUAAGGACGGAGUAAAAGAUUAAAAAGAAUAAGAAAUGCAAAUUAUAGUGAGCUUAAGAAAUUUGUCAAAGUUUGAGAGUAUUUUUGCUGAAAGUUCAAACAAUAUUUAUGAUGGAGUUAAGAUGAAUGAGUAGCAAAAAAGUAUUAUGAGAUAUUAUAAAAUAAACUUCAAUAGAUAUAAGAGCUUAUGCGGCCAUGUUUUCUUAUUUAUUUGGUCUUUUAAUGAUAUUUUCUAUCAAAAGUACCCUAAGUUCUCUAAACUAAUGAUUGCUUUGAUUUUGCUCUAUAUAUGGAAUGCUGACUUAAAUAAUAUUUUGCAACACCUAAUAGCCCUUUUCUUCUUCAUCAUCAUAGUCCACAACCCAAAAAUUUAUCCUUACUAUAAACAUUUUACAGAAAAGCACUUAUUUUCUGAAAAACACCCUUUCUAUCAUGAACCACAACUUUACACUAAAAAAAUGAACGAUUAUAUUAAGAUGAGUUAGUGUCUUUCUAAAAUAAAGAAAUUCAAAAAUGACAUCAUAGUUGAAGAAUAAAUAUAAUUUACCUUGUCUUAAACCUAUUAGCAGCUUAAAAAGUCUUUUUACCUUCUUCAUGAGUGGAUAAGUGUUGUGGUUAACUAUUGUGAAAAAUUCAAAAAUUUGCUUACUUGGAAGGACUAAAAUCGUACUUAUUAGUUCUUCAUUUUCCUAAUAUUUUUAUAUGUAGUCUUUACUCACAUACCCAUUAGAUACAUGCUAUUCUUUGGAAGUAUUUAUAAUUAUUACAUCGGAAGGUUAGUAUAUCAAAAAAGAUAUGAUAUAAAUAAACAGUAGGGUAAAAAUUUAAUUAUAUAUGUCUAUAAGAAGUACUGGCAAGAAUAUAGAUCAUGGGAAUAAAUAGAACAUAUAAAAUAUCCAAAUGAGCAAAUAAAAAAAGCUUUGAUUGAUGACGGACUAGUCCAUUUCUAUCUUUGGAUUACUAAUGAAAAUUUACAGCAGUUUGAUACACCAUACAAAUUAAUGAUGGCUAUUGCAACAGUUCCGAAAAAGUUAUUUAUGAAUAAAAUAGAAGGACCUCACUAAAGUACAGAAAUAUACAAAGAAUUACAAUAAAAUAGCAAGCUAAGACUUUCUAAAUACCUUACAACAGUAAAAAUUUGGAAGAAUUUCCUUUACAAUAUUCCUAGUGACUGUUAUCGUAUUCUUCACCCUAAAAUGAUUUGA
Messenger RNA from Tetrahymena thermophila SB210, 3240 nucleotides. RefSeq names its product PX domain protein. Lineage: Eukaryota; Ciliophora; Oligohymenophorea; Hymenostomatida; Tetrahymenidae. The record is from RefSeq and is a predicted model, not a curated record. Gene Ontology annotation, molecular function: phosphatidylinositol binding. The transcript has 11 exons.